UGCGGCGGUGCGCCAGCCGCUCGGAUUCUUGCGAGCUUCCGUAGCGUUUCUGGCGGGUAGGCGAGGAAUGGAGCCGGUGGGCGGUGGCGGUGGCGGCGGCUCCUCCUCUGUCACUGACCCUCGAAGUACCUACGUGCUGAGUAACCUCGCGGAGGUGGUGGAGCGUGUGUUCUCCUUCCUGCCCGCCAAGGCGCUGCUGCGGGUAGCCGGAGUGUGCCGCCUAUGGAGGGAGUGUGUGCGCAGAGUGCUGCGGACCCACCGCAGCGUGACCUGGAUCUCCGCGGGCGUGGCGGAGGCCGGCCACCUGGAAGGACAUUGCUUGGUCCGCGUGGUAGCAGAGGCGCUUGAGAAUGUUCGCAUCUUACCACAGACAGUUCUUUAUAUGGCAGAUUCUGAAACCUUCAUUAGCCUGGAAGAGUGCCGUGGCCAUAAAAGAGCAAGGAAAAGAACCACUAUGGAGAUGGCAGUUGCCCUUGAGAAACUGUUCCCCAAGCAAUGUCAAGUCCUUGGGAUUGUGACCCCAGGAAUUGUAGUGACUCCAAUGGGAUCAGGUAGCAAUCGACCUCAGGAAAUUGAAAUUGGAGCAUCUGGUUUUGCUUUAUUAUUCCCUCAAAUUGAAGGAAUAAAAAUUCAGCCCUUUCAUUUUAUUAAGGACCCCAAGAAUUCAACACUUGAACGACAUCAGCUUGCUGAAGUGGGUCUUCUGGAUAACCCUGAGCUUCGGGUGGUCCUUGUCUUUGGCUAUAACUGCUGUAAGGUGGGAGCCAGUAAUUAUCUGCAGCGAGUAGUCAGCACUUUCAGCAAUAUGAAUAUCAUCUUGGCUGGAGGCCAGGUGGACAACUUAUCUUCACUGACUUCUGAGAAGAACCCUCUGAAUAUUGAUGCCACGGGUGUGGUUGGACUGUCCUUUAGUGGGCACCGAAUCCAGAGUGCCACGGUUCUCCUCAGUGAGGAUGUGAAUGAUGACAAGACCGUAGAGGCGGCCAUGCAGCGCCUCAAAGCAGCCAACAUCCCUGAACAGAACACCAUUGGCUUCAUGUUCGCGUGCGUUGGCCGGGGCUUCCAGUACUACAGAGCCAAGGGCAAUGUGGAGGCUGAUGCAUUCAGAAAGUUUUUUCCCAGUGUCCCCUUAUUCGGCUUCUUUGGAAAUGGGGAGAUUGGAUGUGACCGGAUAGUCACUGGAAACUUUAUACUGAGGCGGUGUAGUGAGGUAAAGGAAGAGGACCUGUUCCAUAGCUAUACAACCAUCAUGGUGCUCAUUCACCUGGGGACCUCGAAAUAAGUCUUGCUGAGAGUGGUGCUCACAGGAACUUUGGGGGGUUUGCCUUAUUUCAGAAAAAUGGAAACUUGGGAUGUAUUUUAAAUAAAACUAGCUCCUUGUGUUUUUAGCUGUGAGUCAUGUCCUGAGAUCAUGUCUAAUAUAUAGAUGGGCAGCCUUACACACACACAGAUCAGGAAGUGAGGCUGGUGCCAGGCACAAGCAAAGCCACUGUGGCCGAGUAGGAGGUAGAGGGGCCACCAGGAAGAUGGAGGCCGAAGACCUUGUGGUGGGAGAACCUUUAGCACAACCAUGACCUUAUUUUCCCUUUAAUAAAGGAGAACCUUAAAGAGA
Messenger RNA from Mesocricetus auratus (golden hamster), 1612 nucleotides. RefSeq names its product F-box protein 22 (gene Fbxo22). The record is from RefSeq and is a predicted model, not a curated record. Gene Ontology annotation, biological process: regulation of skeletal muscle fiber development; protein polyubiquitination; positive regulation of proteasomal ubiquitin-dependent protein catabolic process. NCBI's taxonomy places the organism in Eukaryota, Metazoa, Chordata, Mammalia, Rodentia, Cricetidae. Bases 68 to 1282 code for a protein of 404 amino acids. The transcript is spliced from 7 exons. Gene Ontology annotation, molecular function: protein binding.